This is a messenger RNA of Patella vulgata (common limpet), 4817 nucleotides long. RefSeq names its product tripartite motif-containing 13. Gene Ontology annotation, cellular component: chromatin; nucleoplasm. Gene Ontology annotation, biological process: positive regulation of DNA-templated transcription. The transcript has 2 exons. Gene Ontology annotation, molecular function: ubiquitin-protein transferase activity. The coding region runs from base 2139 to 3704 and encodes 521 amino acids. NCBI's taxonomy places the organism in Eukaryota, Metazoa, Mollusca, Gastropoda, Patellidae. The record is from RefSeq and is a predicted model, not a curated record.
UAUAUAAUAAAAAACAACAGGAAUGCAAUGCCUGUUGAAGACUCGAUUUUAUCUGCUCCGCUUCGGCUCGUUUUUUUCAACAAUUCGUAAUAUGUCAGGCAAUCAAACACAAAAACCUAACCAACCUCUAAAGUCUUGUAUACUUCCGCCUCAAAAUGAUGACUAUUCACCAAAACCUGGCAGAAAAUGUAUAUGCAAACCCUCUUCUUCGAUUCUACACCCAAAAGUCAACAAAAAUCGCCAUGCAAAGGGAGGAAAAUGGAAAAGGGAGAGAAAAACUAAAAAUAUCUUUGGCACUUGUUUCAAUGGUCUAGUCACUGCGGAUUGGUUUUGUGUGACGUCAACGCAUGGCGGCAGUGACAAAAUGGAAAUGGACGAAAGUAAUGUAAAUAUUGGAAACAAGUGGCUAUGAUAUCGUUUUGUGGGAGUAUUUAUGCAAAUCCAAACGACUAGAUUGAAGAAAAAACAUAUCUGAGGGAAUCGACAGAGGUUUGAUUGCCUGACAUUACGAAUUGUUGAAAAAAAAACGAGCCGAAGGGAGAGCAGGUAAAAUCGAGUCUUCAACAGGCAUUGCAUUCCUGUUGUUUUUUAUUAUAUAUUGUCUGGUUGGACAUGGUGUAUGCAUGUAUAUACGAAUAGAAGGUCAGACUCCUGUGGUCUAAUCCUGAAAAAUGUUGUGCAGAAAAUGAAUGUUGUAAGUUAUGUAGGUCGAUUAGAACCUGAUCAGUGUAUUUUCAUAUUUUGGAUCUAGCUUAUUUUCAGAAGAUAGCAUUCAAAUCCAACAGAACGUAAAAUAACUGAAUUUCUCCAAUUUUAAGCACAAACAUCAUUUUUGGGUAGUCUUUUUAGCAAUUCACAGAAGCCUUAUAUCUAGACAUAAUAUGUCACCUUUUUUGGUUUAAAGGCUGUUUUAUGUCACUGAUAUUUGUUUAAAAGGCUGUCUGCGUUCAACAUUUCAAGUCGGUUUAGUUCCACAAUCUAAUAACACAUACCUUUUAUAAGCAAAAUUGAAUUUCCUUUUAAAAAGCCACAAAAUAUAGCUAGGGUUAAUGAGGGACAUUUUACCCCGAUAGCGGCGUAUAUACCCGGUCUUCAUUAACUCGAUCUGUGCAGUAAAGUAGGACGUUAACCGCAAUAAUUGACCAGCCUCUCAGUAUAUUAUUUCUGCAACGACCGGGCUACUGAAGACGGGCAUAAUAUAUUGAGCUAUGCGAGAACUUUUGCUUGAACAGAAACUGAUUUUUCUCCGCGUCCUCCGUUUCCUCCCACUGCUAAAGACCCCUAAGUGCCAGCGAAUUAUCCAAAUAAAAUUAAACCAUAUGUUAGUCCCGCGCAAGCGAAUUAUUUAAAUAAAAUUAAACCAUAUGUCAGACCCGAAAUAACCUAGUUUGUGUCGAGUGGAAGUUACCCCCCCUUCCCUCUCUCUCCAUCUCUCUCUCUUUCUCUCUCUCUCUCUCUGUCUCUCUCAACUAACAAAUGGAAACCGAACCGGAAAUCCCAAGGAACCUUCUCGGCCAACAGCAAGGCCACCAAUAAUACUUACGCAUUUUUAAAUUUUGCAGUGGCGGUCUGAAUCCUUUAAACUGCCACAUAAUAGUUAAUUCCCUUGUUUCUGUUCUUUUCUGUAGAAAAUUACUCAACAGUAUACGUGUCAGUCAAAGUUUGCAAAUUUGAAGUCAACAUGUUGUUAGUCAAAACGAAUUUAUAUCGACAUAUAUUCAUAUUAUAUGAUUCAUUCGUGUCUCUAGCCAGUCACAGCCACUCAAAGUCGGAUAUUUACAGUUUCUUGUAUAGUACAGCAGGACACGAGUACGAAAAAGUAAAGUCAUGAAACACAAUGGACGAGAUAUAAUUUGAUAAUUUUUAUUCUAGUUUAAACAACAAUGGAUCCUUGUGAUUGUGUGUAGUGCCUUUAACUCAUGAUAAAUUAUCAUGGAAUCAACAAAUUGAUAUGAAUCGUCACCAAAAGCAAAUUUAAUCGAAUCAUCGAUCCUUUACGGCAGUUUGAAGAUUCGGUGAUGAGUGACGACAACCGUCUUGUAAUAUUUUAUAUAUUACACAGAGUAUCGUCAAUAUAUAAGAUAUCAUAAAACUAGUUCUUGUAUAUCAUUCGACUAUAAACAGAGAUUAGAAUAAACAUGGCCAACGAACUGAACAGCUUUAGUUGCAGCAUAUGUCUUAAUGAAUUUAAUAAACCUAAAAUAAUAGACUGUCAUCAUACGUUCUGUGAAUCAUGUCUUGCUAAUUACGUAGCCAAUGCCGUGGUCAAUAACGAGUUUCUCUGUCCACUAUGUAGAAAGGAAAUCACGGUGCCUGAUGGAGGAGUAAAGGCGUUCCCGGUGAACUUUUACAUUACAGACACACCCCAAAUAUCUUGUCAACAGCCAGUCGAACGUCAACAGACUUCUAGACAUAUGUGUACUUUACAUUUGAGAGAAAGGGAACUAUUUUGUUGUAAUUGUUGUGAAGCAGUAUGUAUCAAAUGCUUUAUAUCAGAACACCCCGGUCAUUUCCUAGAAACUGUUCACGUUGCUGAGAAUAUACUCAUAGGAAAACUUACACUGUUGAGAGAAGAUAUUCAGGCUAAUAUUUUGAAAUAUCAAGAAAUGUUGGCCCCUCCGACUAAAACGGUUUUGAUUAAAUUAAAUGGUGAAUGGCUAACCCUCAGUAAAGAGGAAUCAAAGGCGUGGUUAUGUGAAGUGAUAAGGGAAUCGGAAGUCCAGGAAAGGAGAAUAUCAACGAUCUUAGGAAACUGCAAUCUAAGCGAUAUGCUAGACGAAAACCGUGAGUUCGGACUUAUAAUGGACAAUGAGUUGCACACAGCAGUUGGUGCAAACGAUGUAAAAUUGGAUCGAAGGGAUGAACUGAAUUCAUCAUUCAGAUUACGUGACGAAAUUAGUCAUAUACCACCAAUUGAGGAUGGUGUCCAUUCGUCCGAAUUGGAUAUAAAUCUGCUACCGCAAAGUUUAAGAGGAGACAUAGUUCACACCCCUGAACCCGGGCAAUCCGAUAACUGCCAUGGUAAUACAAUGGUGCACAGCUUUGAUGUAACUGCCAUUGGUAGGGUCAAAAAACUAUUGACCAGUCCAACAUGUUUCAUUGGGGGAGAAUUAUGGUCUUUGGGAUGUAUUUGCGACUAUCAACAUCGAAAAGCACCGCAAUUAAGAAUAUCUCUUAAACGCAUAACGAGUAAUUCAUCAUCAUUGUUCGCCAGAUUUACAGUGGUACUCAGUGGAAGAACCAAAUCCCGAAAAAACGAAAAUGAAUUUUAUUUUACCCCACAUUCAAACUGUUACAAAUGGAGUGAUUCACGAAUGAAGUAUGGCUACAUCUCGAAUCCCGCAAAUGGCUAUGUGAACCAUGACAAUAAAAUAACCAUAACUGUUAUUUUCCAUCAGUUCAUGGUUAAUCGUACACCUAGCUCUGGUAUUACUUCAUCUCGAGAACCAAUGCGCUAUACACCAAAUACUGAAAGCGAAAAUGAAAGAAGUUUGCACAAUAGAACCGAUCGAUAUGGUGUUGAUGGCGACAUACAUAUAGUAUUGAUUAGAUUGAUUUUAACAAUAAUAGUUUUUCUUUUGUAUAUUAGUGUUGCCCCAUAUAUAUAUUUAUAUAAAACGUGUACGAUGUCAGCUCGUAAGACGUUUGUCGCAAUACUCUGCAUUUUUGUAAUUUUUGUUCAGAUAGAAAAUUGUUUUUGUUAAUUGUAAAUUGGACGAUGUACAUAUUUAGUUACUGCUGCUCUAGUAUAUAAUAUUAUUUAUUGUAUUUAUUCUUUAGUAUAAUGUAUAAUGUAUAAUGUGGUCAUAUAUUGUCGUUGCCCUCGAGCGUCCGUCCGUCCGGCGUCCACGCUCUAGAGGCUAAAGUUAAUAUCCACUUGAAUUUAUACACAGUGUUUAAGAUCAUGAGACGAAGAAGUUUAUUAAUUUUCAACGAUUUGCGAUAAUUACCGCAAGAGUUAUGGCCCUUGGUCACUUUGAAAAAUCUUUUGGACGCUGUCCAAAUCUUUUCAACGAUUUCUGAUAAAUGAGUUGUUACUCGUAAUCAUAUUUUAGUGUAUUAUAAAUGAUUCAUUACCACCAAAGCCAAAAUAUGCAACAACUCAUGUUGACUGCCCGGACGAUUUAGCUGCCGUGAGUGUAUGUUUCGUUGCCUGGCAACCUAUCUUUAAUUAUUUUAACUUAAUUAAUCUUUUAUUGUACAUUAAUGGUGCCAAUGAUGGGUUAAUACCGGUUCAAAUAUCCAGAUAUAAUCUUUUUAAUUUAUUCAAAUUUAUUUAAUCUUUUAUUGUACAUAGAAUUAUUUAUUGAUUGUGAAUAUUGUAGAUUGGUAUACUUAUUCCUUUUUGAACAAUUUGUUUCUAAAACAGUGCCAGUGGUAUAGUUUGUGUUCAUUGAUUGGUCUGCAGAGUUCGCUUGUCAACCAAUCAAAACUACAAAACGAAAUAGGUACACACAUGGGUUAUGAGAAUCUACUUCAUGACAACCAAAGCUUGGUCGUAUAUAGAACGAUUAUCAAGACAUAAUUUUACAGAAAACCCACUGUACCCCAGUAGCAAUUGUAAAUAACCUAAUAAUGCGCGCCACGAUUGCUUCGUGAAUAUGGUACAGGCGCCACUACGCGUAGAGAAAUACAUAGAAACUUUAUAGUCCCAUGGUACCCUCGAUGCACAUAUUUGGCUUCCACAGUAUUGAUAUGUCUCAUGGGUGACACCUAUCGACACGUCAACCAAAUCGCUGUUCAAUUGACUUAGAAGUUCAAAUGUUUUGUGUAAACGAAGACAUAUUUUGAUGGUAAAAUAAUUGAAAUAAAGGUAA